AACGUGAAUAUAAAGAAUCUAGUCGUAAAAGAAUGAUUCAAUUUGAUUGCCACAGAAAACUGGAUAUAAAUAUUGAUAUAGCAGUAAAAAAAGCAAAAAUAAAGUUUAGUUAUGAUAUUUAUCAUAAAAAGCUUGUAGAUGUUGCUACUCCCAAGGAAAUAAAAUAUGAAAUCAUACAAAAUCUCUAUAUGGAUCCUAUAUAA
Messenger RNA from Racocetra fulgida, 203 nucleotides. The record is from the annotation of a GenBank genome assembly. NCBI's taxonomy places the organism in Eukaryota, Fungi, Glomeromycota, Glomeromycetes, Diversisporales, Gigasporaceae.